GCGCCGGAAGUGGGUUGUAGUUAGUAAAUAAGCUGGGAAAGACGAGGGGAGCUGCUGUCUCCAUUUUGUUGGCAUACGCUACUCCUGCGACGUUGUGGAGAUGGGGGGCGUCUUGGGGCUGUGCUCCAUGGCGAGCUGGAUCCCAUGUCUGUGUGGCAGCGCCCCGUGUCUGCUGUGCCGAUGCUGUCCUAGUGGAAAUAACUCCACUGUAACUAGGUUGAUCUAUGCGCUUUUUUUGCUUGUUGGAGUGUGUGUAGCUUGUGUAAUGUUGAUACCUGGAAUGGAAGAACAGCUGAAUAAGAUUCCUGGAUUUUGUGAGAAUGAGAAAGGAAUGGUCCCUUGUAGUAUUCUGGUUGGCUAUAAAGCUGUAUACCGUUUGUGCUUUGGCUUGGCUAUGUUCUACCUUCUUCUUUCACUAUUAAUGAUCAAAGUGAAGAGCAGCAGUGACCCUAGAGCCGCAGUACACAAUGGAUUCUGGUUCUUUAAAUUUGCUGCAGCAAUUGCAAUUAUUAUUGGGGCCUUCUUCAUUCCAGAAGGAACUUUUACAACUGUGUGGUUUUAUGUCGGCAUGGCAGGCGCCUUUUGCUUCAUUCUCAUACAGCUAGUCUUACUCAUUGAUUUUGCCCACUCGUGGAAUGAAUCAUGGGUUGAAAAAAUGGAAGAGGGGAACUCGAGAUGUUGGUAUGCAGCUUUGUUAUCAGCUACAGCCCUGAAUUAUCUGCUGUCUUUAGUUGCUAUCGUCCUGUUUUUUGUUUACUAUACUCAUCCAGCCAGUUGUGCAGAAAAUAAAGCAUUCAUCAGUGUCAACAUGCUCCUCUGCCUUGGUGCUUCUAUAAUGUCUAUACUGCCAAAAAUCCAAGAAUCACAACCAAGAUCUGGUUUGUUACAGUCUUCAGUGAUUACAGUCUACACAAUGUAUUUGACGUGGUCUGCUAUGACCAAUGAACCGGAAACAGAAUGUAACCCAAGUCUACUGAACAUAAUUGGAUAUAACACAACAAGCACUAUCCCAAAGGAGGGGCAGUCUGUACAGUGGUGGCAUACUCAAGGAAUUAUUGGACUACUCCUCUUUUUACUGUGUGUAUUUUAUUCAAGCAUCCGUACUUCAAACAAUAGUCAGGUUAAUAAACUGACUCUAACAAGUGAUGAAUCUACACUAAUAGAAGAUAGUGGAGCCAGAAAUGAUGGAUCACUUGAGGAUGGUGAUGAUGUUCACCGAGCCGUAGAUAAUGAAAGGGAUGGUGUCACUUACAGUUACUCCUUCUUUCACUUCAUGCUGUUCCUGGCUUCACUUUAUAUCAUGAUGACCCUUACCAACUGGUACAGGUACGAGCCUUCUCGUGAGAUGAAAAGCCAGUGGACAGCUGUCUGGGUGAAAAUCUCCUCUAGUUGGAUUGGCGUUGUGCUGUAUGUGUGGACUCUGGUGGCGCCCCUUGUUCUUACAAAUCGUGACUUUGACUGAACGGGACUUGAGGCAUCAAAGUCUCACUUUGAUCAUCAUUUAUUUGAAAUCAGCAGUAUUCCCAACUUUUGUGAAGUUGUGUAUGUGUGUGCUUCCCAUGUAACUUCUCCAGUCUUCUGGCAUGAAUUAGAUUUACCGCUUGCCAUUUUAUUCAUUAUAGUCUUGCCAAGCGCAUCAAUAUGCGUUUUAGAAUGAAUCAAGAGUUGUAUGAGUAUGUUGGUGGUGGUAAGUUAGGAGAAGUGGACAUUGUUAGGUUUAUUCUCUGCUCUGUACCUGUGAAAAGAGUAAAAACAAAACUGCUUGGCAGUUUGAUUUUUAAAUUGUGUUAGAACAUAAGCUGUUUUAGAAAAAUACGAAAUAUGUAUGGCUGCCUUUUGAAAUAUUUGAUGCCUUGUCCUACAGUAUACUGCAAAGAACAUGGCUGUCCUCAAAUUGUAUAAACAAGUCACAAAUGUCAGUUUUCUAAAGACUUUUCAGAUUUUUCCCUUGAUAUGAAGGUAAGGAACAUAUACAGGUACAGGUAUGGAGUAUUUGAUUGACAACAGUGUAGGUUAUGGAGGAGACGGAGACACAGAACUUUCAGAGAUUUGCUGGUGGUGGGUAUUAAAUUGAAUACCCACGUAGGUUGUAAUGUUCCCUGAAUAGGGGUAGUCUUCCAUACUAACAUAGUGAACUUUGUUUUGGUCAUUAUAAACACAUGCAGAUGUGUUAAAAUGUGUUCAGUGGAGAAGUUAGGGACUCUGAAGGAUUUGGACAAAGAUUUUGAGAAGAAUAAUCAUAGGUUAGAAGGAGGUUGAAAAUCAGAGCUGAUAAACUGAAGGCUACUAAAGCCUAUUUUGCAGUUUCUUCCUGUUCUGUCAGAAGUUUAACAAGUGACGAAACUGAAGCUCAGAUAGCUGAUCAGUGGCAAAACUGGGAAAUCCCACAUCUGUCAAACACAAAUGGCAUUUUUUCUGGCAUUCAACAAUAAUUUCUGUUCAAAUACAUGCCUAAUAGAUUUUGCACCAUUGUGAGUGGUAGAUCAUUUAUGUGAUGUGAAUUGCUGGUAUCUAGUAUGCCUUCUACACACAAACUGAGGCCAGGAGAAUGAUGACUGCUGUAAAAUAAACUCCUGCUUAACAGUAUACUAUUCAGCUCAAAAGAUGCUUUUCUAUUUGCCGCCAUCUAAUUGAAAUAUAUAGGUUAUUAAAAAUCUUUCAACUUGAAAAUCAAGCAGUAUCACUGUUAACUUCGAUAGAAACUCUUAGUUGUGUCAUUAGUGUCUUAAAUCUUAAAAUCUACAUUUGCUUCUUUUAAGAAAUCAAUGUAAGCGAAAUAUAACAAUUCCUCACCUUUUAUUGUGUUGGUAUUGUAUUCCAUGAUCUCAAAUGGCUGUUUUAUCUUUAAAUAAAUGAAUUCAGAGAAAA
Dama dama (fallow deer) is the source of this 2868-nucleotide messenger RNA. It is a transcript of the gene SERINC1, whose product is annotated as serine incorporator 1. The record is from RefSeq and is a predicted model, not a curated record. NCBI's taxonomy places the organism in Eukaryota, Metazoa, Chordata, Mammalia, Artiodactyla, Cervidae. Bases 101 to 1462 code for a protein of 453 amino acids. Gene Ontology annotation, cellular component: membrane. The transcript is spliced from 10 exons.